This is a messenger RNA of Antechinus flavipes (yellow-footed antechinus), 6094 nucleotides long. RefSeq names its product zinc finger protein 420-like. Gene Ontology annotation, biological process: negative regulation of transcription by RNA polymerase II. The transcript is spliced from 4 exons. Lineage: Eukaryota; Metazoa; Chordata; Mammalia; Dasyuromorphia; Dasyuridae. The coding region runs from base 1562 to 4036 and encodes 824 amino acids. The record is from RefSeq and is a predicted model, not a curated record. Gene Ontology annotation, molecular function: DNA-binding transcription repressor activity, RNA polymerase II-specific.
UGAGACAACAUCCUUCAUAUUUCCCUGGCUUCUGUUGGCUGCCCUGGCCAUCGGGUCCCCUCCUCCUCUGACCUUGUGGUGAGUGCCCUUCAGGUCAACCAAAAGCGUCCCCUUCUACCAAGCCUUCCUCUUGGAUGAGCCCCCCACCCCUAAGCCUUUUGCAGGCUCCUAUUUCCCCAACUUUCUGGCUCGCCCUGCCCAGAUUUACCUCCCAGACUUUGCCCAUAGGAAUCCAGCAGACCUGAUUUCAGCUUUUUGAUCACGACGCAGGGUUCCCUCUCCCUGUUCCCGCCUCUUGUUAAGAGUUUCAGAUCCUCCUUCACACCUAAUCCCCUUUUAGGAUCUCUGAGUCCUGCCUUCAUAUGCCCAGGACCCCAACGUGGACACAGCCACCAAAGCUCUUUCCUGUUCCCCCUUAACGGAACCCAUGGCUCUUGGGCUCCUUCCCAUCAGGUCUCAAGCUCGUGACUUCCUGUCUCCACUUUCCCUUUAGUGACUCCAAGCCCAGGCACUAUCAGAGCUCCCCUCCCCAGCUCCUGGUCAGACCUUGUGACUCAGAGUUACUGCUUUCCCAGGUUCAGUUGUCCCCUUGGAGCACUUCUGUCACUUUAAUAUUCCUGACCCCCUUGCCAUGACUUAUAUUGUUCUGUCUUACCUCCUAGGCUCUACCCCUGUUCCUCACUCCUACUUCCCGGCCCCUCUUCCUUCAGACCCUCAGGCUCAAUCCCAGACUGGGUUUUGUCUUUUUUUAGAUUUCCUUGGUCAUUCCUGGUGGCUCCAAGUCAGAGCUCUCCCUAUCACCCACCUUCCCUGGCUUUCCUCCCCUUAAAUCAAACAGUGAGUCUGUUGUCUAGAAUUAUAUAUGUUAGCUGGGGAGAGAGAAAUGAGGGAGGGCAGAGAACCAGUUGGAGGGAGAACUCUGACUCGGAACCAUUGAAGCUCUCACUUGUCUCCUACUUGAGUCCCAAGUCCCUUGUUCUGUGUGGGAGGAUGGGGAGUAAGAGGGAGGGGAUGGGUUUUCCUGUUCAGACCACCUUCAUUUUCAAUCCUGACCCUCCCUGCUGCCUUCAUCCUUCUUAGAGUGGGGUUAGGAUUAGGGUUCACCUUCUGUAAGCCUGCUUCUUGCUUAUGGAAAUUCCACCCCCUUCUGAGAUGGUUCUCCCUCUCCAGCUCAGUCUUCUGGGGAACCAGGCUUGGCCCAAGCAAGUAUUGGGACAAAUGUAGACUCCAAACUGAGGAACAGUUGAAUGAUUUUAUCAUUUUACCCAGAGGAAGAUGAGCACAAAGGCACUUGGCCUGAGACAAAGGGGAAGAUAGAGGUAAUGAGGGAGGGACUGUCCUGGGGGCUUAGGAUUUUAUCUUGGCUAUCAGAAAGGCUUAGAAUUAAAGCCCCCACAUGGUUAGGUGUGACCACUGUUAAUAAGAGCUUUGGCUUUUGCUUUGUGAGGCCAAAAAGGGUGGAGGAAGCCUAAUCCUGAGAUUUAAAGAUCCAGACCAGGAGGAAUUUGAAUUUGACUUUGGCUGCUUUGCUACCUCCACAGGGAACCUGGAGCCAGAGGGAAUGGGCCCUGGAAGCCUCAGACUUCCUCCUCAGGUUUUGGUGAGAUUCAAGGAUGUGGCUGUGGACUUUACUCAGGAGGAAUGGGGCCUCUUAGAACCUCCUCAGAAGGACUUGUACAAAGGGGUCAUGUUGGAGAAUGCCCAAAAUCUUCUCUCCCUGGGACUUCCAGUUCCCAGAGAAGAUGUGAUCUCUUAUUUUGAACAAAGGGAAGUACCAUGGAUGCUGGACCAAGAAGGCCUGAGGAGCAGCUCUCUAGAAAGAGAUAUUAUACUUGACAUGAAGGAAACAACAGCAGAGCAAAGCCUUUCUGUGGGAGAAACUCACAAACCAAGAGUCAUCAGUGAUGGUCCUGGUAACGUCACUUGGAAAGAGACCUGUGAUACACAUGAGAAAAUCCACAUUGGAGAGAAAUCUUCUAAACAUAACCAAAAGAAUUUCACAGAAAGGAGAGCUCUUACUACACAGAGCAGAAUUGACACUGGAGAGAAAUCUUAUGAAUGUAACCAGUGUGGAAAGACUUUUGCAAAAAGGGGAAGACUUAGUAUACAUCAGAGAAUCCAUACCGGAGAGAAACCUUAUAAAUGUACCCAAUGUGGAAAGGCUUUUACAUGGAAGGGUAAAUUGAUUGGACAUCAGAGAAUCCACACUGGAGAGAAACCAUAUAAAUGUAACCAAUGUGGAAAGGAUUAUAGAGAAAAGGGAGCUCUUAUUGUACAUCAGAGAAUCCACACUGGAGAGAAACCUUAUGAAUGUAACCAAUGUGGAAAAGCUUUUACAAAAAGGGAAUCUCUUACUGUGCAUCAACGAAUCCACACUGGAGAGAAACCUUAUAAAUGUAACCAAUGUGGAAAGGCUUUUACACGGAGGGGUAAAUUGAUUGGACAUCAGAGAAUCCACACUGGAGAGAAACCAUAUAAAUGUAACCAAUGUGGAAAGGAUUAUAGAGAAAAGGGUGCUCUUAUUGUACAUCGGAGAAUUCAUACUGGAGAGAAACCUUAUGAGUGUAGCCAGUGUGGAAAGGCUUUUAGGCAAAAGGGAGCUCUUAUUGUACAUCAGAGAAUCCACACUGGAGAGAAACCUUAUAAAUGUAACAAAUGUGAAAAGGCUUUUACAGAAAGGGAAUCUCUUACGGUACAUCAGAGAAUCCACACUGGAGAAAAACCUUAUGAAUGUAAUCAGUGUGGAAAGGCUUUUACAAAAAGGGAAUCUCUUACUGUACAUCAGAGAAUUCACACUGGAGAAAAACCUUAUGAAUGUAACCACUGUGGAAAGGCUUUUUCAAAAAGGGAAUCUCUUACUGUACAUAGAAGAAUCCACACUGGAGAGAAACCUUAUAAAUGUAAUCAAUGUGGAAAGGCUUUUACACAAAGAGGAGCUCUUACUGGACAUCAGAGAAUCCAUACUGGAGAGAAACCUUAUAAAUGUAACCAAUGUGGAAAGACUUUCAAAUAUAAGAGUAAUCUUCCUCUACAUCAGAGAAUCCACACUGGAGAGAAACCUUAUGAAUGUAACCAGUGUGGAAAGGCUUUUAGGCAAAAAGGAGCUCUUAUUGUACAUCAGAGAAUCCACACUGGAGAGAAACCUUAUAAAUGUAACGAAUGUGGAAAGGCUUUUAGAGAAAGGAGAGCUCUUACUGGGCAUCAGAGAAUCCACACUGGAGAAAAACCUUAUGAAUGUAACCAAUGUGAAAAGACAUUUACAAAAAUGGCAAGGCUUAUUGUACAUCAGAGAAUCCAUACUGGAGAGAAACCUUAUGAAUGUAUCCAGUGUGGAAAGACUUUCAGAUAUAAGAGAGUUCUUACUGCACAUCAGAGAAUCCACACUGGAGAGAAACUUUAUGAAUGUAACCAGUGUGAAAAAACUUUUAUUUAUAAGUUUAAUCUUUCUAUGCAUCAGAGGAUCCACACUGGAGGAAAACCUUAUGAAUGUAACCAAUGUGGAAAGGCUUUUACAGAAAGGGAAUCUUUUACUGCACAUCAGAGAAUCCACACUGAAGAGAAGAAACCUUAUAAAUGUAACCAAUGUGGAAAGGCUUUUACAAAAAGGGAAGUUCUUACUGUCCAUCAAAGAAUCCACACUGGAGAGAAACCUUAUAAAUGUAACCAAUGUGGAAAGGCUUUUACAAAAAGGGAAGUUCUUACUGUCCAUCAAAGAAUUCACACUGGAGAGAAACCUUAUAAAUGUAACCAAUGUGGAAAGGAUUAUAGAGAAAAGGGAGCUCUUAUUGUACAUCAGAGAAUCCACACUGAAGAGAAACCUUAUGAAUGUAACCAGUGUGGAAAGACUUUUAGGCAAAAGGGAGCUCUUAUUGUUCAUCAGAGAAUCCACACUGGAGAAAAGCCUUAUGAAUGUAACCAGUGUGGAAAGGCUUUUAGACAAAAAGGAGCUCUUAAUGUACACCAGAGAAUCCACACUGGAGAAAAACCUUGUAAAGUAAUCACUGUGGAAAGGCUUUUACAUGGAGGAAUAAGUUGAUUGGACAUCCGAGAAUCCACACUGGAGGGAAACCUGAGUAUAACCAAUGUGGAAAGGCUUUUACAGAAAUGGAAUCUCUUACUGCACAUCAGAUAAUGCACACUGGAGAGAAAUCUUGCGAAUAUAACCAAUAUGGCAAGGAUUUUAUAUAAAAACCUGGUUAUUGCUAGACUUGUGAUGAAAUAGAAAGGCAUUGCAAUAAGGAGGAAAAUGAAUAAGGGAGAAAAUGAAGUGCUGCUAAUACCUUCCAUAAUUAGCCUUUUCUUGCUAUAACCCUAUAGGGAAGGUGAGGAAGGGAAAAUUAAAAGUAUCUACAGAUAUCAAUCAGCUUCUUGGGCAUACUGGAUUCUUCUUUUCCACCUGGUCACCUAAAGGUAUCCUAGUGGAAUGGAAAGAUCACUACAUUUGGAGACAAGAGGACAUGGGUUGAAAUUCUGGUUCUGUGUCUCUAUGGCCUUGGAAAAUUAAUUUUAAUGGUGCAUUCAGGCUAGGGUAUGGGUCUCUUUCAGCUCUAAAUUCUUUGAGAAGGCAAAGAGAUCUUUGAAGAUGAAUCCUACCUUUCAAUGACACAUAUUCCUUGGACCUCAGCUUUAGAUUAGGGCUAAGAAUUCAGGUGACUUCACUAAGCUUUAUGAGUAUUAUUGGCAGUUUGUCUACUCAGCAAGAUAUGGGAUAUUCUAAAACUAAAUCUUUGUUGAAUUAGGAAACUUGCACAUCAUUCCUAAAUCAAUGGCUCUUUUUCUGCAGCCAUUGGAAUAGAUUUCUUGUCAUAUUUGUUUACACAGAAAAUAUUUCUUUAAAAUGCUUUUAAGAAUGACUUUAGUCUUAAGUUUCAGCUUACAUUCAUCAAAUUGACAGUAAUUACCCCAAAAGUUGAAAUAGUUGGGGGGGGGGCUAUAGAAUCAUACAAGUAUGAAGUUGUGAAUUGGUCCAACUACAUAAUGUAGAUACAAAAAAGAAAAUAAAUGCUUUUUAGUUGGAGAGUGUCUAAACAAAUUGUGGCAGUGAACAUAUUGGAGUAUUGUGCCAAGAGAUAGAGUUGAUGGGAAGAAUUCAAAGAAGCAUGGGAAUAUGUGAAUGAAUGGAGAAACUAUAGACACAGUGACUCCUUCAAAUACUCAGCAAACCUGAACAGUGAUCUCUUCAAUUUGAAAUUCCUUGCCACCUUGUAGAUGAAUGAAUGUGUCCAUCCUGUGUAAUUCUUGCCUACGUUUCAAAGAAGUUCCCAGAGCAUCACUCCAAUAUGAUGGAGUCUUUCCUUAUUUUUUCUUACCAUCUCAAGGGCACUUGUGUAUUGUUUUGCUUUCCAUCCCUUAGCAUUCUUCCUUACCAUGUGACCAGCUUAUCUUGUACAAUUAUUAAAUGUGACACCAUGAAAUUUCAGAAAAUGCUUUGAUCAGCCAGUAUAUGCCUCUAGACCAAUGGAGAAAGGCAACUGCCAAUGGUGAUACCAAGUAGACAAUAAAUUAGCUUCUGCAAUCUUUUAAUUUUAUGAUCUGUGAUAACAAAGGGAAAACACAACUCUGGGAACAUACAAUCUGUUGUUCUCAGUAGGUUUAUAUAUUCAGUAGAAAUAGGGGCCAUCACCAGUCGUCUUGGUUGUCUUUGCCAUUGGGCUCAGAUGAUUCUGACAGUGAGGUUGAUGACUUUGCACAGAUCUGCCUCACUGAAAUCCAAGUCACUUGCAAAUCAAGACCUGACCUGCUGAUGGCAUCAGUGCUGUUGGAGAAAAAAGGACCAACAACAAGCUUCACAGAAACUCAUGAGUUCAAAAGUUCAAUGUUGCUUUCAGCUAAAUGCAAAAAUUCAGUUUUCUCCUCAGUUGCUUUUAAUUGUGGAAAAACUCUGAGCUAAGUUAAAUUUUCAUAAAACACUCCAAAUUCAAAAAGAAUUAUUCUCAUCAACCCCUGUAAAUCAUUUCAUGUUAAGAAAUGUAUUAUUUUCUAUAGGUUUAACUAUUCUGAUUCAGUUCUAAAACAUCCAUUGUUCUCUGUACCAGCAAAGAUGAUGCUAUUCCUGGAAAUAUUGUCCUGAGAUAUUUUUGUACAAAAAAGAAAA